AUGAGUGCAUUUGGCCAAGGCAGCAGUUUUUUUUCUGGAGGCGGCGCGUCUGGAGCAUCAGGCAGUGGUAAUCCAAGUCCAUUCGGUGCAUUUGGAGCAAAACCAAGCGCUUUUGGAAACACCUCAACGAAUACCUCUACAACUCCUGCCAGUGGCAGCCUAUUUGGAGGCGGAAACACGAAUUCUACUACUACGGCAGCGGCGACGCCCGCGGGUGGGAGUGCUUUCGGUCUCCCUAAGCCGGUAGGGAACAGCACAACGAUGACCCAACCGACUUCAAGCUUCUUCAGCCAACCAGCCGCAUCUAGUGGGACUGCCGGAGGAGGAUUGUUUGGAUCCACACCAAAGCCAGCUGGAGACGCGUCCACUGCACCAAAACCGAGCGCCUUUGCAAGCAGUUUCGGAACCACACCUGCUGCCACUACGACUACUACUACUUCAACUCCGGCUGCCUCUGGCGGCGGAGCUGCAGCAAACGUCACACCAGCAUCUAACAUUUUUGGCGCAAGUGCUAUUCCUGCCGCCGCUUCGCCUUUAGGCGCUCCUCCUGCUGGUACUUCUACUGACUCCAAUGCAUCGAAGCCAAACCUUUUCGGCAACAACUUAUUUGGUCAAACGUCUGCCUCCACUGGUGCUUCAGCAGCGUCAUCGUCUACGCCUGGUGCUUCAACAUCAACCGCGCAGCCGGCGGCUUCGGGCAGUGGUCUUUUGAACCCAGGUCUCUUUGGCAAUACUGCAGCAGGGACUUCAACAACUGCAUCAACCUCAACACCCGCAGCAUCAUCCACUGCUACUCCCUCAGGUGGCUUGUUUGGUACUAAACCUGCUGAAAAGAAAGAAGGAACUCCCGUAUCUGCCUUUAGUCUUCCGGGUUCAAAACCUGAAGAGAAGAAGGAUACGCCUGCGGCUUCAUCCUUUGGCUUAGGCGCGAAACCCGCUGAAAAAGAAGGUGACAAACCUUCAGGACUCACUCCCAGUACGUCAACUGCACCCGUCGCGGUGCAGCCGCCUUCCAUGCUCAAGGGAAAGACUAUCGAAGAGAUCGUCAACAAAUGGUCAACGGAUCUUGAGACGCAUGUCCGCGAAUUCAACAAGUUCGCUGGAGAGGUCGCUGUCUGGGACCGAGCUCUUAUAGAAAACGGGAACAAUUUAGCGGCUCUGUACGGUCACGUCCUGGCUGCGGAGCGAGAACAGAAUGAAGUAAAUCAAUCACUUGAUCACAUCGAACAACAGCAAAGAGACCUCGCUGCGACGUUGGAUGCGUAUGAAAAGACAGCCCAAGAAAUAUUCGGUGGGCAAGGGGCAAAUCUUAGGUCCAUCGAUAAAGGGCCAGCUGACAUGGAACGGGAUAAGAAUUACAUGCUGGCCACGGACCUGCAAACCAACCUUGACGAUCUCUCGGGAUCGCUGACACAAAUCAUUGAAUCGGUCAAUUCCUUGUCGUUACCUUCAGAUAGCUCAUCUCAGGACCCAAUGACUCAAAUAGCUCAAAUUUUGAGCAGCCAUUUGGAGAGUCUACAAUGGAUUGAUGGUGCUGUGAAAGAGGUCGACACGAAGGUGACGGAGGUCGAAAAGAAGGUCCGAGAGUCUGGUCAUGGAUCUUCCCUCAACGGCAAUACCAACUACAAGUCGAGGGGCUUUGGUCUUCGAUAAAUUUAGUCCUUUAUAUAAGGAAUGCAUGUUGGGUUAUGGUCGUCGUUGUGUAAAAAUAUAUGGAUCUAUGAUAAUGGCGAAGCGUACAUUACAUAAUAAGUUCUAAUAGGUUACAAAACGCUGUAUCUUCCCAUCGUGCCAGUAGGAUUGCGCAUCUCUGCCUGU
Desarmillaria tabescens is the source of this 1818-nucleotide messenger RNA. RefSeq names its product Nsp1-like C-terminal region-domain-containing protein. The record is from RefSeq and is a predicted model, not a curated record. Gene Ontology annotation, molecular function: phospholipid binding; structural constituent of nuclear pore. The transcript has 10 exons. Gene Ontology annotation, biological process: protein import into nucleus; RNA export from nucleus. NCBI's taxonomy places the organism in Eukaryota, Fungi, Basidiomycota, Agaricomycetes, Agaricales, Physalacriaceae. Bases 1 to 1653 code for a protein of 550 amino acids. Gene Ontology annotation, cellular component: nuclear pore; nuclear pore central transport channel.